Molecule: messenger RNA, 1719 nt
Organism: Ictalurus punctatus (channel catfish)
Lineage: Eukaryota; Metazoa; Chordata; Actinopteri; Siluriformes; Ictaluridae
Gene: fezf2
Product: FEZ family zinc finger 2
Exons: 4
Coding region: 334-1602 (422 amino acids)
Cellular component (GO): nucleus
Source: RefSeq, a predicted model, not a curated record
UUUUUUUUUUUUUUUUUUGUUGUUUGGCUGUGCGUUUUCCAGGAGUGAACUUCUCAGCGGAGGGGGAGUUCUGUCUUAUUCUUUCCUUAACGAGGUCUGUAAUGUCCUGUUAAUUUUGUGUGUACUAGUUAAUGAGCAUUAAUCUGCUACCCCUGGAUGCUAUUGUUCCCGAGAUGGUCAUUUGAAUGUAAAUGGGAGGAGGGAGGGAGGGGGUGACACUGUGAAAGCGAGGUGCUUAUUAAAACUGAUGUAGUGUCCCUGAUUCUCUGGCUUCCAGCAGGAGACACCGGCGAAGGACGCUGCUCACACCAAGUUCGGCAGGAAAAAGAAGCAAUGGCGAGCUCUUUGCCCCUGGACACGGUUAUGUCCUGCCCGAGACUCGAGCCCAGGAGCGCGGUCGAGUCCUCUCCAAAACCCUUGGCUUUCUCCAUCGACAGGAUCAUGUCCAAGACGACGGAGGAGCGCAGAGGACCGGACAACACUGAAGGGAAGAGGACGGCGGGUUUAUGCGCGCCCAUCCCUUGCAUGAUUCCCAUCCAACCUUUAGCGUACGACCUCCAGGCCAAAGCGCUGGUGAACUACUCCGAAUUUUGGAGAGCGAAUUUCCGGGGUGCGCUGUGCGCCUCGGCGGCGGUGGCGACGUGCAAAUCCAGCUGCGGUGCGUGCACUAAAACGGACCUGCUGCCAGGGAGCAGGGUUAUCAAACCUCAAGUGAUCCAUCAAACAAUGACCAUGCCAGGCAACGCAUCUUUGUACUAUUUAAAUUACCUGGAUGCUGCGUAUCACCAAUCCGAGCUGCUCAGCGGACAUUUGUUUUCUUCAGUGGUUGCCAGUUCGCAGGCGCAGGCUAUGACUGCGCACCAGAAACUGCUGCUGCUCGAGAGCGCAAAACUGGCUGAGAAAGUGCCCACGCCGCAGUAUCCACAUAAAGAGCGUCUGCCCGGGCAGCUGGACCAUCUCAUGAAGGAGAACCACGGGGUGGGUUCUGAGAAGAACAGCGCCAAAGUGCACAGCAAGGCGAAUACCUGUCCUGUGGACGGGAAACCCAAGAACUUCACGUGCGAAGUCUGUGGAAAGGUGUUUAACGCGCACUACAACCUCACGCGCCACAUGCCGGUGCACACGGGCGCGAGACCGUUUGUUUGCAAAGUGUGUGGGAAAGGCUUCCGCCAGGCCAGCACACUGUGUCGACAUAAAAUCAUACACACACAAGAAAAACCUCAUAAAUGUAACCAGUGCGGGAAAGCGUUCAACAGGAGCUCGACGUUAAACACGCACGUGCGAAUCCACGCCGGCUACAAACCGUUCGUGUGCGAGUUUUGCGGAAAAGGUUUCCACCAAAAAGGCAAUUACAAAAAUCACAAACUGACGCACAGCGGCGAGAAACAGUUCAAGUGCACGAUCUGCAGCAAAGCCUUCCACCAGAUCUAUAACUUGACCUUCCACAUGCACACGCACAACGACAAGAAGCCGUUCACGUGCGGGACUUGCGGGAAAGGCUUUUGUCGGAACUUUGAUUUGAAAAAACAUGUGAGGAAACUACACGAAAAUAACGCGGCCUGCUUACAGACGGGCGAGGAAUCCUCCAGAGUACAAAACUGAGAUCCAGUUUAAAAGGACUUGCGCUACAAACAAGCUACGCUGUGUACAAAAACAAACAAACAAACAAACAAACAAACAAACAAAAAACACGAGAUCGGAUAUGGUUGGAUGAGACGA